Messenger RNA from Schistosoma spindalis, 2640 nucleotides. The record is from the annotation of a GenBank genome assembly. Lineage: Eukaryota; Metazoa; Platyhelminthes; Trematoda; Strigeidida; Schistosomatidae.
ACAACCUAAGGUUUAAGAAGUUGCGCCUUCUUCAGAUCUUAGAUGGCAUUAACAUUUUCUUUUUCACCUGCGUCUGUUGUGGAACCUGAUUGCUUACGAAAUGUUGUUAAGUUGGCAAGAGAAAACAAUUUACUUCUUUCGGAAGAGACUUGCUGGUGCUUACUGGACUCAUGUCUGUCGAAAAUUCCGUUGAAGAAAACUUACCAACUUCUAGAUGAAUUAUACAGUACUGAGGAGUUAAGGUUUCCAGAAGGUAGCGAGUUUGCAGUUGAGUCGAUACGUGCCAGAUCUGUUAACAAAGGUAUUGUUUUCUAUUAUGUAAAAUGGGUUGGGUGGCCACCUGUGUUCAAUACUUGGGAACCAGAAUCUAAUCUUCAUGGAUGCGAGGAUUUAAUACAAAAAUUUAUUGAAUCUUAUGGCUCGACGAUUGGGAUGCUUCCGCCUGAUAAUCAACCUGAUAGAAAAUCACAGGUUCAGGAAGUAAUGGAUCGAUUGAAGGAAGCUGUCAAUACAUCUGGGUCUCUACCGUUAUAUCUACUAGAACGAUUUUCCAGUCUCCAACCUGAUCCUACCAAUAGCCUUCGACCAUACAAACACUUACCCACCAUAAACAUCGAAAAGCUUUUUUCAUCACAAAUAUCACAAGGCAUUAUAGAAUCUAUUUCACUCAAGCGACCUCCCAGUGUCGCUGAUCUCUUGCCAGUUUCUACCAAACGUAUUCGUCUUAGUCGGAAAGAUAAACAAGUGUUGGAUUCUGCUCUAAGUGCUUUCCAACAAAAACUCAACACUGUCUACUCAAAUGAAGCACCAAUCACUGUGGAAAAUUCUGUAGAUUCUGAAUGUCCACCAGUUGAAUUCCAGCCGAUUCCAGAUUAUUUACCUGGACAAGAUGUAUUCUUACCAACCAAAGCUCCUAUUGGGUGUGAAUGUACAAUGGACAAUUUGGAUCAGUCAGAGCUAGCUAAAAUUCGUAAAACAGAUGGAAGCAGUUCACCAGUUAUAUAUCCUUGUUGGAUCAAUAAACGACGUAGUUGUUGUGCUGUUCGUGCUGGUGCAGUUCCACCCUAUGAUAAACGGAAAAGGCUCGUUGCCCCUCCUGGUCAUCCUGUUUAUGAAUGUAACUCCUUAUGUCCAUGCGAUUCGUCUUGUCCAUUUCGUGUUGUUCAACUUGGACGAAAAGUUCCUUUGUGUGUUUUCCGUACACGUGACCGAGGAUGGGGCGUUAAAACAGUGGUUCCCAUUAGUAAAGGGACAUUUGUCGUUGAAUACUUAGGAGAGAUUCUUAAUUUUGAUGAAGCAGAAAAACGAGGGAUAAUAUACGAUAAACAGACUAUGACAUAUCUUUUCGAUUUGGAUUUCGAAGGUGAUGCUUAUUACACUGUAGAUGCUUCUCAAAUGGGUAAUAUAUCACAUUUUAUUAAUCACUCGUGUGAUCCCAAUCUCACAGUUCGUUGUGUUUUUAUUGAGUGUCUCAAUACGAAGUUGCCCCGUAUUGCGCUUUACGCUUCUAGAUUUAUAAGGAAAGGUGAAGAACUUACAUUCGACUACAAUAUGACUGUUAUGUUUUGCGCGACUAACGUAAAUCUGCUAGUAAUGAGCGUCUUGGAUGGGAUUAACAGAAAACUUUUCAAUCAAGUUUCUUGUUUUCUUAUCAUUGAUGAACAAAGGAAAUUUAUUUUAUUCUAACAAUUUCAGGUGGUAAAAUUAAACUAAAUAUUGCUCGAAGCUAUUUGAACCGAUUACUUGAAGAGUUCAAUAUUGGAGCUCUUGUAUAAGUAUCUUAUCCAACAUUGAUUGUAAAUUUUGCAAUCGUGACCCAAGUCUCGGUUUUGUUGAUUUCUUUCAUUUGUGAUUAUAGCUUAGUUACAAGUUUCCAUUCCUUAGCAUAAGUAAUAACUAAAACAAUAACUUUGUUUUGUUUCGAGACAAACUUUCGAAUUGAAAUGUUAUUGUAUAACAACAUAGGACUUUUUAUUUCCAGGUGCUGUGGCUGCGGACACUAGUGUAGUUAUAGAUGAUGCCGGAGAGGCAGAAACUCCUUCAGAAACCCAAUCAGGGUCAUCGAAUAAUGGUGGGAAGAGUCCGACCCCAUCUUCUUCCUCAGUUGACGUAACUCCUGACACAAGCAGUGAGGUAUCUUUCGAUAGCAAGUCUCUGGGAUCUAAAGGUCCUCGUAUGAAAUGCUUAUGUCGAAGUAAAAACUGUCGUGGAUAUUUGGUCAACUAGAGAUUUUUACUGACUUUAUGGAGUACGGUAAAGCUGAAAUACAGUCUGCUUAUAAUUGUAUACAAUGUCAGUUUUAUCCACUCAGGCUUCAUGUAUUUUUAAUGAACCAUUAGGAAUAUUUGUAUUUACAAUUAUAUUUGAUUCUUAUUUUAUAUUUAUUGUAAAUUAUACUGCUCUAUACGGCAAAUUAUAUACAAGUAUAUGUAAAGAUAAUUGGUGUAGUUUACAGAUUAUAUGUAUACUUUGUGUCUUUUUGUUCAUCAGCAUUUUACAGUUUUUUAUAGUAACAAUAAAUUUUAGGGCACUGAAAAUGUACGUUUACUCUUUUAAAUGCCUUUAUACAUUUCAGUUAUUUUCAUUUACUUUUAUCCUGAGAAGGUAACACUUUGUUGUUAAUACGAUAUAUCUGUAUUC